This is a messenger RNA of Anoplopoma fimbria (sablefish), 2497 nucleotides long. RefSeq names its product influenza virus NS1A binding protein a (gene ivns1abpa). NCBI's taxonomy places the organism in Eukaryota, Metazoa, Chordata, Actinopteri, Perciformes, Anoplopomatidae. Gene Ontology annotation, molecular function: protein binding. The coding region runs from base 513 to 2465 and encodes 650 amino acids. The record is from RefSeq and is a predicted model, not a curated record. The transcript is spliced from 15 exons.
CUCGUCGCCGACCCUGCCAUUCUGUCAGAGCGAGUCCAGAGCAGACAGAGAGAGGACGUGCUUCUCCUACAAAGAGGAAUCAGACAUCUGCCGAGCCGAGCCGAGCCGAGCCUGUAGUCGCGUUGCGUCUUUGCUUUAACCCGAACCAACCAACUCUGAAUUUGCAUUAAAUAUGUCUAACAUCGUUUGCUGUCAAACGCCUCAGGUUAUAAUGUAUGACCAACACAGAAUAAGUACAACUCUAUAGCCAACGGGAUCCCAAGGACUUGAUUACAGUCGCUUCAAGCCUGAUAGUUUGUCCGUGCGGCUGCUCCCCCUCUCCCUUCUGCUCACGCCCGUCUAGUCAACUGGCAUUUCUUCUAACAACUUCCCUCCUCGUGUGAAGAAGUCCUGAGUUCCACUGUGAUCUCAGUCUGCUUUGCCCAUCGCCUACCUUCGGUUCUACUCUCAGCAGUGCUGCUUCCCUGGAAUUGCAUUAUUCUUUAUUAGGCAUACCAUCAAAAUUCGCCAAGAUGAUUCCAAACGGUUAUUUGAUCUUUGAGGAUGAGAGUUUCCUGGAUUCCACUGUGGCCAAAAUGAACGCUCUGAGAAAGAGUGGUCAGUUCUGCGAUGUUAGACUGCAGGUGUGUGGUCAUGAGCUGAUGGCUCACCGUGCUGUUCUGGCUUGCUGCAGUCCCUACCUGUUUGAGAUCUUUAAUAGUGACAUCGAACCUCAUGGAGUCUCACAUGUCACCUUUGAGGACUUGGACCCGGAGGCUGUGGAGAUCUUGCUCAACUACGCCUAUACUGCCCAGCUAAAGGCAGACAAGGAACGGGUUAAGGAAGUUUACUCUGCAGCCAAAAGGUUCAAGAUGGAGCGAGUCAAACAGAUUUGUGGCGACUACCUGCUGUCUAAAAUGGAUUCCCAGAGCGCCAUCUCUUUCCGUAACUUUUCCAGCUCUAUGGGAGAUGCCAGAGUUUUGGCCAAGGUGGACGCCUUCAUCCAGGACCAUCUACUGGAAGUGUCUGAACAGGAGGACUUCCUCAAACUUCCCCGUCUCAAGUUAGAAGUAAUGCUAGAAGACAACCUGAGCCUGCCCAGCAAUGGAAAGCUCUACUCGAAGGUGCUCAACUGGGUGCAGCGCAGCCUCUGGGAGAAUGGAGACCAACUGGAGCGACUGAUGGAGGAGGUGCAAACGCUGUACUACUCUCCUGACCAUAAGCUGGUGGAUGGAGGGCUGGUGAUUGAUGGGCACAGUGAGGUGUUUGGUGGCGAGGAGGACCACCUUCAGUUUGUGCAGAAGAAACCCGUACGGGAGAGCACCCAGAGACAGAUGAGCUGCAGCUCCUCAGGAAGCCUGUCGCCCUCCAACCAAGCAGCAAAUGCCCCAAAACAGCCCGGCAGGAGAGAGUGGAAGUACAUCGCCUCUGAGAAGACCACAAACAACACCUACCUGUGUCUGGCUGUGCUGGACGGUGUGUUGUGUGUGAUCUUCCUGCACGGUCGCAGCAGCCCCCAGACCUCUCCCUCUGCCACCCCCUGCCUGAUGAAGAGCCUCAGCUUCGAGGCCCAACCCGAGGAGCUGGAGGAGCAGCCGCUCUCACCCAUGCAUUACGCUCGCUCUGGCCUGGGCACCGCAGCCCUGAACGGAAGACUCAUCGCAGCAGGAGGUUACAACAGAGAAGAGUGUCUGAGGACUGUGGAGUGUUACGACCCCAAAGAGGACCGCUGGACCUUCAUCGCUCCCAUGCGGACUCCAAGGGCUCGAUUUCAGAUGGCUGUGCUCAUGGGUCAGCUGUACGUGAUCGGAGGGUCGAAUGGACAUUCUGACGAGCUGAGCUGCGGGGAGACAUACAAUCCACAUGCUGAUGAAUGGGCUCAGGUGCCAGAGCUGAGGACAAACCGCUGCAAUGCAGGUGUCUGCUCAUUGAACAACAAACUCUACGUUGUGGGAGGGUCGGACCCCUGCGGGCAGAAGGGCCUGAAGAACUGUGAUGCUUUCGACCCUGUGAUCAAAACCUGGUCCAACUGUGCCUCUCUUAACAUCAGGAGGCACCAGGCAGCAGUGUGUGAAUUGGAUGGCUUCAUGUACGUGAUCGGAGGGGCGGAGUCCUGGAACUGCCUAAACACUGUGGAACGCUACAACCCUGAGAACAACACCUGGACCCUGAUUGCCCCCAUGAACGUGGCUCGCAGGGGAGCCGCCGUUGCUGUCCAUGCAGGCAAACUUUUUGUUGUUGGCGGCUUCGAUGGCUCCCACGCGCUCCGCUGUGUGGAGGUGUAUGACCCCGCCCGCAACGAGUGGAGGAUGCUGGGUAGCAUGACCUCUUCCCGCAGCAACGCGGGUGUGGCCAUGCUGGGAGAAACCAUCUACGCUGUGGGCGGCUUCGACGGAAACGAGUUCCUCAACACGAUGGAGGUGUACAGCCCCGAGACGGACGAGUGGAACGACUGCACCAAGGCCCCGUCUCCCCUCUCCGACUGAAGAUGGGGGAGACAGGGAGUUGGGAGGAGGAG